UCCGCAUUUAAUAACUUCACACGUUUACCAAUUAAAUAAAUAAAAUGUCCAAUUUUACUCUAUUUUGCUCUAUUUUUUCCGUGUUCCUCAUUCUCGCCAAGUUUGAUCAGACCUUAGCCACGUCAUUGCUUCGUGGUCGCCAAGACAACCAAGAUCCGCUCCGUUAUGUAAGAACAACCUCAAACUGGGAGCAAUUAGAUCAUGAGGGAAGAGUUCUGCUGGGUUGGACCGUGAACACGGACGAGGGAACGAUUACCUUCGAAGUAGAAGCGGAAACUCAUGGUUACGUGGGAAUUGGCAUUUCGCCGACCGGAAGUAUGACCGGGGCGGAUAUUUUCAUCGCGGGGGUGCAUGAUAAUGGAAGUUCGUACUCUUCCGACAAUUAUGCCACCGGAUUUUCGAAACCAAUCCAAGACACGCACUCCGACUGGGUGCUCCAUGAGGCAAGAGAGUUCAAAGGGCUUCUCUACAAUCGUACGUACCUCAAAUUUUCUCGACUUCUGAACACCUGUGAUGAUCAAGAUUAUCCAAUCGGGAUGGACACAACCAGAUUAAUUUGGGCCCUGGGUACCUCGGAUGAGAUCGAAUAUCACACUUCUAGCAGUAGGGGAACCAAAUCCGUAAAUUUAUUGGGAGCUCCCAUGCCGGAAGUGGACUUAACAAAAACGACCGAGUGGAAGAUGACGUUGGAUAUGGAGAUGCCACAAAACGAUACCUCUUACUGGUGCAGUUUCCAUAAGGGACCCCAACUCGCGGGGAAGCAUCACAUCGUGGCGUUUGACGCCUUUGUCCCUACCCUCUCCGCACUUGCGCAUACGCAUCAUUUUGUUCUCUACAACUGCUACAAUCCCCUAAAUUCCACCCCUGUUGGCGAUUACUUGAGAAAUUACACAGUUGACACUGGCUUCAAAGGGGAUCACUGCUACGUACCGUAUGAUCAAGAUGCGCCUGCCGAUAAUCAGAUGGCGUUUUUAACCUUCUUUUGCCAGGAAUAUUUAUACGUUUGGGCUAAAGGAGGAAAGAAAAUGACCUUCCCCCCGAAUACGGGGUAUCCAAUCGGCGAAGAGGAAGAAACUGAUCGCGAAUAUUUCUACAUGUUAGAGGUUCACUACGACAAUCCCGACGAAAUUGCUGGUUUAAGAUUUGAAACUGGAGUCUCUUUCUACUAUACGAAUGAAAUACGUGAACAUGACGCCGGCCUUCUUAUGGUAGGUCAUCAGGUCAACCAAGCUCUCACCGUGCCCCCGAACACGACCAGUUUUGUCACCGUGGGCCACUGUGCGUCUUCCUGUACGCAAGAAAAACUUCCGCAAGAUGGCAUCAAAGUCUUCAACUCGCUACUGCACUCCCAUCUGUCGGGCAGGAAGUUGAAGCUUCGUCAUUUCAGGGGGACCGAGGAACUCCCCUGGCUCGACUACGAUGACCACUACGAUUUCGACUUUCAGCAAAAUAAACACUUAAACAGCGAGAUCGUCGUGUUUCCAGGGGAUCACAUGACUUAUGAAUGUACCUACGACUCCUCCUGGCGAAAGGGUCAGGUCGUCAUUGGGGAUUUGUCGACCAGGGACGAAAUGUGCGAGGCCUUCAUGUGGUACUAUCCCAAGAUUAACGUGGACAUUUGCUCGUCAAGCUAUAACGUCGAACAAAGCUUGGCGGACUUGGGAAUCACGAAUUACACGUAUGUCGAUAAGGUCGGGCAACCUGACAUUUACAUUAUCGAGCCCGCCAAUUUGCGAGGGGAUUAUGAAGACUCUCUCGCUAACAAGUUUGUCUGGACGGAAGAGUUCAAGCGGGAAAUGGAAAAUAAGCGAAGAAACAGUUUACAUGAUGGACAAUGCUUCGGAUUAAAGGAUAUGGAAGCACCAGCCGAGUUCAGGGUGGGUUACCCCGAGAUAAGCAAGAUUUACGAACCGGAAGAUAUUUGCCAAUCGUAUGUUCCACCCACCACACCAUCUGGAACAGGAAGAAAUACAAUUUUCUAUCCCACCAUUAUUCUGCUUUUAAUAUGUGGCUUAUCCUAAAAUGCGCAAGUCGUUUGUAAGCUAACUACUUAUAUAAAUGCACAAAGAAAACGUCCUCAGAAAUAUAUCGUUAAUAGAUGGAAUAAAAGCUUGAUUUUGUCACAAAAUACA
This is a messenger RNA of Folsomia candida, 2132 nucleotides long. Its product is annotated as DBH-like monooxygenase protein 2 homolog. Bases 45 to 2021 code for a protein of 658 amino acids. The transcript is spliced from 9 exons. NCBI's taxonomy places the organism in Eukaryota, Metazoa, Arthropoda, Collembola, Entomobryomorpha, Isotomidae. The record is from RefSeq and is a predicted model, not a curated record. Gene Ontology annotation, molecular function: dopamine beta-monooxygenase activity; copper ion binding. Gene Ontology annotation, cellular component: secretory granule membrane. Gene Ontology annotation, biological process: norepinephrine biosynthetic process; octopamine biosynthetic process; dopamine catabolic process.